Aspergillus neoniger CBS 115656 is the source of this 975-nucleotide messenger RNA. It is a transcript of the gene glcA, whose product is annotated as type 1 serine/threonine-protein phosphatase catalytic subunit GLC7. Gene Ontology annotation, cellular component: cytoplasm; nucleus. Gene Ontology annotation, molecular function: protein serine/threonine phosphatase activity. The record is from RefSeq and is a predicted model, not a curated record. The transcript is spliced from 4 exons. Lineage: Eukaryota; Fungi; Ascomycota; Eurotiomycetes; Eurotiales; Aspergillaceae. Bases 1 to 975 code for a protein of 324 amino acids.
AUGGCCGAUCAAGACGUGGAUUUGGACUCGAUCAUUGAUAGAUUGUUGGAGGUGAGGGGCAGCCGGCCUGGCAAGCAGGUUCAGCUUCUGGAGUCGGAGAUCCGUUAUCUUUGCACCAAGGCUCGGGAAAUCUUCAUCUCCCAGCCCAUACUGCUGGAAUUGGAGGCACCCAUCAAGAUCUGCGGUGAUAUCCACGGCCAGUACUACGAUCUUCUGCGUCUUUUCGAAUACGGUGGCUUCCCGCCCGAGGCCAACUACCUGUUCCUGGGUGACUACGUUGACCGUGGCAAGCAGUCGCUUGAGACCAUCUGCCUUCUUUUGGCUUACAAGAUCAAAUACCCCGAGAAUUUCUUCGUUCUCCGUGGUAACCACGAGUGUGCGUCCAUCAACCGUAUCUAUGGUUUCUACGAUGAGUGCAAGCGGCGGUACAACAUUAAGCUGUGGAAGACUUUCACGGAUUGCUUCAACUGCCUCCCCAUUGCGGCUAUCAUCGAUGAGAAGAUCUUCACCAUGCACGGAGGUCUGAGUCCCGACUUGAACUCGAUGGAACAGAUCCGUCGUGUUAUGCGCCCCACUGAUAUUCCCGACUGCGGUCUUCUUUGCGACUUGCUCUGGUCCGAUCCCGAUAAGGACAUCACUGGCUGGAGCGAGAACGAUCGGGGUGUAUCCUUCACAUUCGGUCCGGACGUCGUGUCGCGGUUCCUUCAGAAGCAUGAUAUGGACCUGAUAUGUCGCGCACACCAAGUCGUCGAGGAUGGCUAUGAGUUUUUCUCCAAGAGACAGCUGGUUACGCUAUUCAGUGCUCCCAACUACUGUGGCGAGUUCGACAACGCUGGUGCGAUGAUGAGCGUCGACGAGAGCCUACUUUGUUCCUUCCAGAUCUUGAAGCCAGCAGAAAAGAAACAAAAGUACGUUUACGGGGGCAUGAGCUCAGGCAGGCCCAUCACUCCUCCGCGAAAGCAAAAGAAGAAGUAA